Messenger RNA from Spirodela intermedia, 15195 nucleotides. The record is from the annotation of a GenBank genome assembly. NCBI's taxonomy places the organism in Eukaryota, Viridiplantae, Streptophyta, Magnoliopsida, Alismatales, Araceae.
AUGGCAUCCUACAGCGCUGCUGUGCUUUCACGCUGCUGGGCGCAUCGAUCGUUCGCGAAUUUGUGUCUUCUCCUGUUCUUGGUCGUUUCCCAGAGCUUUCCCUCGUUGGUUGCCGGGGAUGACGUCACACACGAGGAUGGAUCUUUACACUCCUCUCCGGUUUGCAAUAACAAGUUCCGAUUGGUAAGGGCAGUUUGGAUCGUAUUGGGUCGUCGGAUGCGUUGGGAUUUUUUUUUUCCCCCCCGUUUGAUGGCCGUUCUUUUGUUUGCGUUUUGAUGCCAGUGGGGGAUGUCUUCAUGCGUUUUGAAUAUUUUCCUUUGCCUUCCCUGACUCACUAGAAUUCUGCGUUCUUUCUUUGAUAUUCCGCAUGGUUGUUGACUGAUAACUUCUAAAGAUUGACACGUGAUAUUUUUGUAUAAUCAGGACCCAUAACCGAAACAUUCAGCUUUCCGUGUUUUAGCUCGCUAAGCGUCAUUUUUGCAUAGAAUAUCACGAUGGAAAAACCAAGCAUAGAGUUUCUCUUUAGGUAAACGUAUGCCAGCUAAAUCAAAGUCCUCAUUAAGAAGAAUAUAUUUUUAUUCUAUCCUCUUUGGAGAGAGGGUCCUAGGGGACAGGUUGACGAUGGAUGUACAUUAUUAGACAUUAAUCCCGAAAAAAUGUAUCCAUCAUUUGAAGAUAACCUUAAAUUUUGAAAGAUAUGAAAGUACGCAACAAAAGACUUUGGUAACCAUUGGUUUUUCAUUGCAUCAUGUGAACUGGAGAUUAAAAAAAAAGCAUAAACUUAUGAUGAUGGUAAUGGGCAAAAAUAUGCGAAAUGUAGGAAUCUAGAAAUGGAAAGGUCCCUAAGUCAUCUGUCAAGCAUUUGAAGCCACAGAGUUUCCUUCAUUCUGUAGUAAUGGGCUUUUGUAAACAGAAAUCGGAGAUGGGAAAACGGUUUUAAGCCUAGGGCUUUACCAUGUAGAUAUUUGAGAUCAGGUCAAUAGAGUGGGUAUUGGAGAAUCUGCAUGCUAUUCUAUGGCAGAGGCUUGUAAUGUGCAAAAGCUGUUCAUGAGAAAGGGUGAAAUCCCAAGAGGCUAGUGGUCCUCGCCUUUGUGACUGGAGUGGAGACUUUGAAGCACGACUAUGUGUAUUGUGCUUUUUUAUCAUAUAUGCGGGGGAGAGAUUGUUUGGUGAAGAACUAGUGGCAUGAUCAGCUCUGGUCAUCAUUGAUGAACUGCUCUGUUGAUAGUCCUGGGACUGGUUGCCCAUUGAGACAAGACGAUAUGGUGGAUAGUGUUGCAUGAUUUAUGUCAAAAUUUCACCAAUCAUAACAACAGGACUGUCCUUGUGGAGAAUCCACUUUUUUCUGCAUUAGGGCAGAUAGUUGAAAAUUAAGGCAUCUAGUGGCGAGGAGUCUGGGAUGUUGUAGACCAGGGGAUCUUGCUUCUUUCCUGCAGUUUCAAGUCAUGGCUCCGAGUGAGAUUUUCAGAGUCUCAUCCCCUGUACACCGGUAAUUUUUGAUUUCUUGACUCCUGAUGUCUCCAAAAGAAAAGUUGUCAAAUCACCACUACACUUGCAAAACCCAUUGGAGAACAUUUUUAUGGAUCUCAUCCUCAUUUUGGAGCCGGAAGUCAAUUUGUUUCGUUAUAAAUGAUCAAGAUUGGUAACUUCAAGAUUUGGUACACCUCCAGGUAAGGACAGACAAGACAGUUGUGUUUCAUACGGGUUUUUUAAUCAAAAUAUUUUUGAACAAUUGUAAUCAAUCCUCAUAUAAGUGCUUACGUUGACACGUUUUCUUCACAUCCUGUAAGUCUAUUCAUGUUAUGUACUAAUUUUCUUCUAUACUUUAUUAUUUCGGUUCUAUGUCAUGGUAGACUUCUCUUUCAUUCGAAGCAUGGCUUCAAGUAAUUUGGCACCCUAUAUUCUCCUGUCUUAUAACUGCCAUUUGUGUGGUAUAUGGCUGAUCUAGUAGAAGGUUGGGAAGAAAGUGAAAUUUUGGCGGAAAUAUUGUCCUAGGCUGACCCCAGAUUUAUAGAACAAGUAUUUAUGAUGAAGAUGGUUUCUAUUAUUGAUUCUCUUUAGUUUAAGUACACGGUCAUCUGUAAUGAAUUGGACUAUGUGCCCUGAGAAAGAUUUUCUCUGAGUAGAAUUUGAUUUAGAGAGGGUGCUAUUCACAUAAAGUCAAUGCCAUAAGAGAACUUCAUUGUAACUUCUACGUUUUCAUCUCACAUUUUUCCUUAUACGUUCACUCCCUUAUGCUAACCAUUUGUUGACCCAAAGAACGUUUUUCCUGUAGAUGAUGAAUUAUAUCUCUGUAAGAUCUGUGGAGUGGAAUAACUUCAAGUUCAUUACGAAAAAUUUGGAGAACUCGGUGUUUUUUCACUUCUCACCGCAUGACGGUGUUUUGACUAGUUUGAGUUUCUUGGAUUUAUUUUCCAGGUGAAGGUCAUGAACUGGGUGAAUGGCGUUGAAAGUCCAAUUGUUGUUGGCUUAAGUGCCAGAUUUGGUGCUGUCUUGCCCAGUGAUGUGGCGGAAGCUCUCAGAUUUCCCGCUGUUCUGGCAAACCCGAUCAACUGUUGCACUAAUUCCUCAUCUCAGGUUCUUGAUUCUUUAUGCUCAAAUCUUUCUCUCCUUUAUCACGCUUGAAACUGUAAGCAAGCAUUUUUUUUUUCAUUUAUCUUCUACUUGGUUUCCAAGAGAGAAAGGCCGUUUAAUUAGAAGCAUGAUGUUUAAGGAACUGGAGAUACUAUGCCUUGUAUCACAGUUAUUUAUUUAUUAAUUUUUCCUUUUCAUAUUAUUUACGUGCAAGUCUGUUUCUCAAUUCUUGUAUUUCUUUCUGAAAGACUAACGAUCUGACCUCCUAGCGUCUAAUCAGUUAUGACAUGAUCAUCCUCUAUUGUGAAAUCUUAUUGUAUUUAAUUAUAAAUCCUAUGACUUUCAGUUUUUCAGUAAUUUCUCUAAGAGUAUUACAGUGGGAUACUCGCUUUUAUCUGGGAGCAGGUGAUUGAGAGAGUCGCUAAGAUGAAUGCUGGAGACACUGAUUUAGCUAUGUGUUUGUUUGUUGUCAGGCAUGUUGACCAACUUUGUUAUUACUCUGUCAAACUGGAAGAGAAGAAGACCUAAUAAAGUAUGAUGAUCCAGGUUGUAGUAGUCCCAAAUCAUACGAACUUAGCUGAUCUUUAUGAAGCAGUUCAAAUGAUACGAACUGCAGAGAAAUCUAGGAGUGGAUGGAGAAUAUCUUCGGGAGAAAGGUGACUUGGCCCUUAUUAAGCUUUGUACGAACUGAUAUAUAAGGUGUGUAAGGGCCACUGACCAAAGAACUGUAGGACAACAUCAAAGUGUGGAGGGCAUGGGAGAUGAUGUCAUCAUCAUUGUGUCUUGACUGGGGAACUGACAUGCAUCAAAUCUAGGUAUGAACUGGUUGAGGGUCCCCCCUUCAAGGUCCAGUAUAGGAGGGGAUAAUGGAUUUUUCGUCCACCCUCUUCUAUUUCCUCACUCUCAUUAGUGAUUCCUCAACCUUUCUGCUAUGGAAGAAAAAAGCGCCUUGAAGCAUUUGUGGCUGCUGAAUGUUGUCCCAGAGGAUGGAGUUGAUUGAUAAGUUUACAUAGAUAAAAAUUACUUUGGUAAAGAAGAUUCCAUCUUAGAAACAUAUGUAGAGUGUGGAUGCAUACGAGUUUGUAGACAUGUAAACUCUCAAGUGAUCCCCGAGGAAACUCAUUGCCAAAGAAGGAAGGUAAGAAAAAAAAACGAAAAAAUCAAAUUUAAAACCUAGUGGCAAGCUGAAAAAGGGGGGGGGAGCACAUGACAAGUCUUAGUAGCAAUUUAAGAGGAAAAAGAAAGGGGCCAGAAUCGUUAACGGGGAAAGGUGUAAAAACGCCAAAAGACCCAAGGCAAGACAAUUUUUUAUUCAAGUACCUAAGAAAAUAAUAACGAUACUUUCAAUUGGAGGUCUCCCCAAAAAGUGAGUUUUUGGGCUCCAAAAAUUGUUUACGAAGCAUCUAUUUGAUGGCAGCUCGAUUAUUUUUACGUCCAGACAAUUUUGUCUUUCCAUCAAAUAUAUAACUAGCUAUAACUUGCCAUCAGUAUAGUUGAGUUUCAUGUCUUACCUUUCUUCCCAUUUCUUUUUUCUUGUUACUUUUCCCACAAGGUGAGUAUACUAGUAAUUUUUUUAAACGAGCUAUUUUUUUUCGCAGUUGUUAGACUCGAUUGCCUUAGCGAGACGGGGAGACUGUACCUUCACGGCCAAGGCAGAAGUUGCAGAAUCAGGUGGUGCAGUAGGCUUGCUGGUGAUAAAUGAUAAUGAAGGUGGCCUUCUAUAACACAUGAAGAAUCUUAGCCUAAAAGUUUUUUUUUUUUUCCUGUUUGUUUGUGUCGAUGGUCGUUCUAGCUCCGAUUUACAUACUGUAAAAGAUAUAUAUUUUUUCCUGACGACCUUUGUCUAUAUAACAGAUCUUUAUAAAAUGGUGUGCUCUGAAAAUGACACUUCCCUCAAUAUCACAAUUCCAACUGUGAUGAUUCCAAAUUCAGCGGGAAAUAAAUUCGCAGACUAUCUGAAUUCUGGAAAGCAUGGUGAGUUUAUGUGAAAAUUUUGAAAAUGUUGCGUUUAAUACUUACUUAAGAAUCUACUCUGUGAAUGGAAUGAUGUUCUACUACUAAUUUACAUUUCGUUUGGCCUCGUGUCUUAGUUCUUCUGAUCUCGAAAAUUAGGCCUCAUGUAACUGGUUUCUGAAGGGGAAAAUAAGUUCCAUGCACUCAGCCGAUCUGCUUGUUCUCGAGACCAUGGUACUUGCCCUUUAAAACAGCUUACGUGGAAGUAACAGUGUUCAUUGUGUGACUGGACUGUUCGUCAACAUUAUGUAACCAAAUCCUAUCUCGAGGUGGGAAACGUUUAUGAGGGAACAAGACCGUACUUGUCAAAAUUGUAUAUCCUGGUCCCAGCAGUUUUGAAGUGUGUAUCUCAUAUUGCUAUACUGACUGACCUGACUCUGAAUCGUCUGAGACCGAAAAUAAACCCAUUAACAAAUAAAACCUUAAACCGUUGUAUUGGUAGAUCCGAAUCCUGAAAACUGAUCAAGACAACAUAAGUCGGCUGGCGUGGUAAGUUAUCAGUUGCUUUGUAUCCUCUUGUCCACUGAGUUUAUAGGCUUAGUAACUUCCCCUCUUCACCAUUUGUUUAAUUUCCAUUUUGUACCAAAAUCACAGAAAGCUGUCAGGGAACGAGAAAGGUGAUUCUUAUGUGGAUCUCUCACUGGAAUUGAUUCUUAUCAUGGUCAGAAAGACGCGGGAUAGAAUUUUGUUUUUUUUUUUCAUUGACUACCCCAGAAUUGUGUAAUACUUUGAACUUAUAUCAUGGCUAUUUUCGUGGACUUGUGUCGCAGAGAAAAACUUGUUUGUUAUGGGAACCCCUAAUCUUUUUGCAUCUUUCUUUGUGCUUAGAUUUGGUCGCUCAGUUGACGCAUUCCUUUGGAAAGAGGUAAGAAGCUGGAAAUUCAGAAUUAAAAGGAACCUAGUGUGUUACAUGAUGAGAAUCUUGAAGAAUUUUCAAUGAAAGUAGACAAUUUUUACAGGAUUGUUGCUGCUAGAGACGUUGUGAUCAUCAUAUUCUCGUGGUGACAUCUUGAUGAUAUUUUGGUUGAGAAUGGGGAAUCCGCCUCCUAAUAUCAACCCCAUUGGUCUUGCAUUUUUUUGGUCUUGAGGGCCGUGGAAUUCAUACUAGUCGGGAGUGUUAGUAUACCAGACUACCUAUCCUCAGUGACAUGGGAGUGCUAAUGGUUUAGACUGUUGAACGCAUCUCUGAGCGUGCCGAUGCAAGUCAAAUCUGUCAUGAUCCAUGAUUGGGUUCAUAGUCAGAAUGGUAUAGUCAACCGAUUAAAUCGAUUGGCCCUUCUUAUGUGCCACCUGGAAUAUCCGGACUGGGGUGAAUCAUGCAAUCUGGCCUGAGUUCAUUGAAUGUUUGGCCGAUCUGUCCCAAGGGGCUGACAAGGCUACCCUUGUAUCGCUAAUUCUAAGUGAUGUCACACGAGGCUUUCUUAGUGUUUUGUGAAGAUGUUGAUAAUUUCAGUGUAUAGUUAAUCCCAAAGAUCUGAGUAUGGAGUGGAAACCAUUAUACCAAGGAUGUUGAGGAUGGCCACCUAAACUACAGAAAAAUCUGGGUGGCUUCGAGCACUUCUGAUCCUAUUGGGUAGAUGCAUAUCUUUCAUUUUUUAGGAAUAUAAGUAUUUUUUUAAUAGUUAUGAGUGCAGUAAGAUACUUGAUGUUGCUUAAUAGUGCGAGGAUUUAAUUGUUAAUGUUUCAAUUAGUGGGCCAAUAUGAUUAGUUGAUUAAAUUAUUUAUGUAGCAUGUCAGAAAUCUUCUAAUAUUUGAAAUCCUUUUGUUAUUAAUCUCAAGUUUUAUACUAUGACAUGAAUAUUUAUCUUUAACAAUGAAAGUGCACUCAGUCAAGUAGUGAUAAUAAAGAAAAUAUCCAAGUUGUACGACAAUGCAAGCAUAUCUUUCUAUACUUCGCGGUCAUUCAGGACUUCCAUCCUUCAAUCCCAGCGCUCAAGGAUAAAAGGCACAAUGUUGAAAAAGAUAAAUUCUAGGUCAUCCGUUCAUGAUUUGUUGACUUCGUGUUCUUUUGACCUGACUUGUAGGAUGUGGUUUUUUUUCCCUGCCAAGUCAUAUGUAUUCGGUUAUUUUGAAGAAAUUUUGAUUAUAUAAAAGAGAGUUUUGUGGACAGGCUCGCAUGAGCCUCAGCUUGAUUGGUAUCAGCUCUGUUUGAUAGUAUACUCUGACUCAGUUUUUAGUUUCAAGUUCUUGAUACUGUCCAAAGUUGGCCUUCUUUAAAUGGAAGAAUAUUGAGUAAUUUACUACUGGUUAUGUGAUUGUUGGAUGAUGACCAUUAAGAAAAUUCUGUGAUUCGUACAUAUUGUAUCAUAAGGAAUUUUCCACAGUUGAGCUGGAGAUUCCUUCUUUCCUGUUAAUAUGGGCUUGGACAGGUUGUUGCAUUAGUGAAUUUGAAUAUGUGAACCGGAAAAAUAAUUGUUCAGUUGUGUAUGAAGAAAAAAGAAAACAUAAAACACUGCCUGGAACUUCUUGAAACCUGGACGUGUUGAUGAUGUCAUACUUGUAAAGUGUAUGAAACUUCACAUGGUCACUACUAUGAACUGUCAUCGACCUUAACAUCCAUAGAUCGUGUACUUUUUUAUUAGGAGACGAAUUUAAAUUUAGUGACCGCAAUUUUUUUGGGAAGAAUGUAAAAGGAUGUGGAAUACCAAGUACAAAGGUUUCAUAUGUUCUUGUGCCAAAAAAUGCAUUCUUUAUGAUUGUUCUACUUAGGAACUAGAUUCUGAUUGGAGUGUGCCUAGUGUGCUGUUGAAGGAAGAGACUUGAAAGGUACAGUUUCCAACGCAUCAAGUGUAGUAAGAAACUUAAAGAUUCAGGAACUGGAUUCAGUAAUAAAUUUUUCUUAAUAGAAUUUAUAGUAGGAGAGAACUCUAAUCAAGUGCAGGACACGAAGGAACCAGUGUAUGAAGUUGACCAAGAAGGAGAAAAGUGGACCAGAACUGAAAAAUGAUGGACAUUAUGCUUGCACAUGUAUGCAACAUACUGAACAUUAUGAGAGCACAGGGAUAGUCUCGAAGCCAUCAUCGCCAUAUGAUAACUAGUUAUUUUACCAGAUUAAGUUGUCGCAUUUUAGCUAGUGAAGUCACGUGAUCUAAUACCGAACUGGAAGAGAGAGUUUCUGUGAAUAUUAUUGACAAUGCAAUUUUCUACGAGCUUUGUUCGAGUCAGGAGUGCAGUAGAGAACCCCACUUGCGGAUUGUUACCUGUAAUUUUGAAUUUUGGGUGACAUUUAGAUAAUGCAAGUUUUGUUGUCUGAUGAUUGAUGCUAUCAUUUAUGCUUGACAUAUUAUAUAUGCUAAUAUUUCUUUGUUUGAAGAGUCAGAGAUAUUGAAUAGCCUUUUCUGGGCCUAUUCCGUGGAAGUCCUUUAAGAGUUUUUGAUCUUUUACUUCUCUUAUUUAUUGCCUAUUCGUCAUAUUCUACUUGAAUUGAUUAAUAGAUUAAUAUGGAUGCUUUGCUCAUUGCAGUGGAGAUUCGAUUAUAUUCCCCAAAUCGUCCAGUAGUUGACUAUUCAGCAAUCUUUCUUUGGCUAAUGGCUGUUUUGACCAUUAUCUGCGCAUCAGUUUGGGGGGAAUUCAUUGCGUGCGAGAGGGCUGAUGAGCGUUAUAAUCAUCUGAUGCGGAAGGUUUUUGAAUUGAUAACCCUUUCAUUCAAAGGAACGCUUUUGGUUUUAUAGUAUCUGUCAGUUUUCUAGAAUUUGCUGAAGUUGAGAAGCACCGAGAUAUUUUAUUUGAUACAUUUUUCUCGUAUUUUUUCUUCGUUUUACUUCAUUAUCAUUGCGAUUCUCAUCAUCAGCUUACCUUUUCGUACUGAUUUAUGUUUUCAUCAUUCGAUUGUUGUUUUCUUAUAUCGACAGCCUUCCUAUUAUCAGAUAUUUUGCUUCUUGCAGUUUAUUCUAUUUUUUUACAUCAACUGGCAAUCAUUUUAUGAAUUAGAGUGAGAUUCUGUUUAUGUGAAUAUGAUAGCAAGAUUAUGUAUUUUUUUCAACUUCACUGUUGCAAUAGUGUUAGUAGUGGCAUCUUUAAGAUAACAAAUUUUCAGGCGACUAUGAGACCACUCACCAUCACUGCUCAGAGUUUUAGGAAAACCCAAAGAAGAUUAUCCAGAGUGAUAAGAUGUGAAAAGUAUCUCUGAUCAAAUCAGAAACCAUUUGUCGGCUUUGAGUUGUUUCAGAUUGAUGAGAAAAUUGAUGCUUGUGCCUACAUAGUGUGACUGGCAUUGAAAAUUACUUGGAUGGAGAUCGUUUAAAAGGUGAUAUGGCUGGACAUUUUUUAAGUAGAAAAGGCCACCAUGAAAUGCAAACUGGUCGUCCUGACCUGACUUUGCCAAGGUAAAAAAGAUCCUAGAUAAGCACAUUUCGACCCAUAAUGUUGGGCAUAGGCAUACAUGCUUAAAGCCCUAUCUGAUGGGAUCUCCUCGAUUGUGCAUUCCCCUCGCAAACUUUAGCAAUUGCAAACAUUGGAGUUCUCCUUGAAUGCACUGGCACCUUAUCAAUUUGACGCACGAUAACUAACAACAAAUAUUUUGACUGUCUUUCUGGAGGGCUGAUUAGUUACUUUGCCACCAAAAUUUGACUGUUAGUAAUAGCUGCAUCUCUUUCCUCUAUUGAUGCUUGAGGAAGCAAUAUCGAAACCUCUGCAAGGAUCCUUGACAUCCGUCCUUCCAAAUAUUUCAUCGAAAUUUUGGAUCAGUCUCGUUAUUUAUCACUGCCGUGAACAUUGUACUUGAUGGGCACGAGGUAGCUUGGCAGCCCAUCAUAUUAUUGACAAUGGUACUCACUAUGGUCGGCCGUGAAAAUGCCACCUUGAAGUUGUUAAAAUGGGUUGCUUUCAUCUCCUUUAGAAUGUGAGCAAAGUACUGUCCAAUAAGAUUGUUGGAGGAUUGGGAUGUAAAAAUGCAAGAUGAGGUAGAAGAAUGAAAGGUCUACUUGAGCCGUUGAAUAGUGCCUUCUGGAAUUGCGGGGAUGGGAAGAUGUUUCAUGAAGUUGUACUAUGACUGUCCAGUCCUGCCGGCUGGGUGGCGGGGGGGGGGAGGCUCGUUUGUAAUGAUUGCUACACAAGGUCUUUCUUGUGUCUUAAAGCUGAAGAAAAAAUCAGGUUCUUUGAGAACAACCUGGUGGCGUAAGUGAAUGUGACAUGGGCGAUAAUUCUUUUAUGCUGUCUUUUUUUAUAUUCUCGUUUUUGGAUUUUUAUUGUCCUGAUCUAUAAUCAGCCUUUUAAACAACCUCGGGUUUUUGUUUGGAAUUUUAAAAGUUAAUUGUGAGAUCAUAUGUCUCGAAUACAUUCCUGUACACCUUUACACCUCAAUAAACGGCUCCGCAGUGUUGAAAGUAACAUUAAAACUCACCAUUGCCGAUUCAUGUUAUUCUAUUGUAUGAGUUCUUUUUUUCCCUAUACCCUAUUGUCUUACAUCGAUUGUACUAAUCUCGUCUCUUACAAAAUCCUAGUUGUUUGGAAGGAUAUAUAUUGAUCUAACUGUUUUAUGACUGUUUCGUUAAGUCCAUAGAUUUUCUUUCAAUGCAAAUCGAAACAAAUGACUGACUUUUAUUCCACAGGAACCAUCUGACACCGGAAGUGUAAACAAAGAUGAUUCUGAAAAGGAAGUGUUCGAGAUUAAUGCCAAAGGAGCAGUUGUUUUCAUCAUUGUUGCCUCCGCAUUUCUGAUGCUCCUAUACUUUUUUAUGUCUGCUUGGUUCAUUUGGUUGCUAGUUGUGCUGUUCUGCAUUGGUGGUAUGGAGGUACAGUUGAUCCUGGAGCUUAACAUUCUCAGAGUUCGGUUUGAAAUUGCUUUUUCUUUAUUGUUUGAAAUCUCUCCUGGAGCCUUUUCCUUUUUAGGAAGGUUUUUCCUGAUUAUUUUGAAAAAGUGUGCUAAUACAUUUAGCCUUCCAGGUUAAGCUAGGGACUCUGAUUUUGGAGUCAUAGUUUCGGAUUAGUGUGCUAGAAAAAUGCCAAAUCAAAUGGAUACUUGACAGCAAAUAGGUGUUUACAACCUUUUGUUCGUAUCUCUGUUGAAGCUUGAAUUUUAAUUCAUCGAAACCCAAAUCUUUCAAUAUUUACUUUCUAAAUUCUGAGGAAGUACUAGAUUUGUCACUUCUCCCAAAAUUUCUCAAGAAGAUUGGUUCAUUGUAGCUGCUAUGUUCUUUAUCGUUCUCACCUCUAGAAUGCAGUCACGCAAUACCUUGUUUGUGUAAGUAGAACUGACCUGUAGCCAUGAAUCUCUGUAUUAAAGUGUCAGGAAGGCAUCUCACCUUUCAAAACUUCAGGGUCCAUUGGACUGGUAAACCUUACCGGAUCCCACUUCUCAAUGCACGCAGUCAGAGGACACUGUUCUUUUGGAGUGUUACAUCAGAACAAAAGUAACUUAUGAAAAUAAUUUAUCUUACCUUUUAGCCAUGACUGUUGGGUAGGCUGCUUCCAGCGAGAAGUGCACCACUCUUAAUUGGGGUGAGGGAGCUAGUGAGUGAAUUUGCAUAUCUUUGUAUCUGCAUUCAAGAAUGUAUUCUGAACUUUUCUGCGUGGUGUGGUUAAAUUUGCCUUUAAUUAAUGGUUCUUGAAAAGUUAUAGAAAUACCCUGGAACAUUAAUCCCGAACUGAGGCAUACACUCAACGCUGUGUCUGGUUCUACUUUAUAUGCUACAUCCUGAUAAGUAGCUGCCAAGACUCGAAAUGAUUUUAAUUUUUUUUUCGUGUAAUCAAGGUUUCUUGUAAUGCUGUUCAGCAUUUUGUCCAUGAAAUACUGGUGCUUCUUUUUCUUGACAAAGUAACCUAUCGUUCCUUUUUGUACCAUCCUUGACUUUGUCGAGGAAUAUUCUUUACCAGAUGUGUUACUAUCUAUUUACUUAACUGUAACUUCCUCUCGAUGUAUACUUCGUACACUGUUUGUAUUUGUCUGAUUUUUUUUAUUCAUGUAAAAUUAUUUCUUUUUCAGGGGAUGCAUGUUUGCUUUGUAACAAUAAUGUCAAGGUAACGCAGACCGCAACAUGGUUACCACACCAUCAUUUAUGCUGAUCCUUUUUCUCCUAACGUAUUUUAUUCUUUCAUCUCAGAAUAUUGAAAAAAGGUGGACAAAAGACCUUACAUCUUCCCGUGCUGGGGGAGGUUUUGGUACUUUCUGUUGUGAUCUUGCCAUUAUGUGCCGCAUUUGCAAUUUUCUGGGCUGCAAAUCAGCGUGCAUCAUUUGCUUGGAUUGGCCAAGAUAUCCUUGUAAGUUUUCGUUCCCGAACUCUUGCUUCGCUGGGCUAUUUUUUAUUGUGUAAUUCGCAUUGUUACUAAUGAAGCUUUAUAAAGAAUUUCAGUCCUUUUCUUUUGAUCGAUAAGGGGACCCCCUUCUUAUACUUCCACAUCCGGGGAUCCGAACUAUAUUAUUGAGAAUAAGAUAAUAGCAACUGAACAAUAUGGCAGAAGUUUCAAUCAAGAGUGAGAGUGAGAGACAGAAAUUGCUUGAAGGUCGGCUGAGCCAGGCUUGAUUACGAGCUCUAUAACCUUUUACACCAAGUGAUUGGAUCAUAUUAGCCGAAUCAAAUUAGCUGGAUGAGUUAGAUCAAUACGGAUCUAAUUCCCCGGAAAGUGACUAAUGUAAUACAGUCAGAUAAAAAACCCAAUUGCAUGCGAUCUGACCCUGUAUGCCCAUAUCAUGACUGUCUGCGUUGUUCUUCCCAGCAGUAUUGUGUCGAGGAGCCACAUCUCGCGUUUUUCCUCUUUUUUUGGAAGUAGCUUCCUAAAAAUGUAGUUUUUCCCUCCUCAUUUACAGUGCCUACGCUUUUGUUGUUUUAUGCUACUUAUACAAAGGAUACUGCUAUAAGUAAUAGGGCCAAACUGCUUAUUCCUUUUCGGGAUCUCAACUAAGGUAUUAUAUAAAUGGUACUCUCUUGGAAGCCGAUGAUUUUUUCUCAUUAAGCUAUCCCGUGGCUGUUUGAUGAUCUCAGCUUCAGCCCAUCAUUGUCGUUGUCGUUCUGCAUUCAGUUACAUACUGCAUUCAUCCUUAUAAACAAUGUAAUAUAAGAUCUAAGAGAUAGUUCUGAAGAUUUACCCGUCAAGCAUCUAGAGAGGGGUUUCCUAAAGAGAUAGCUUCAUCUUUUACAGGGCAUUUGCUUGAUGAUUACAGUUCUGCAGAUGGCUCGCAUACCAAAUAUCAAGGUACCUUUGAUGUCGAUCAUCAUACGUUGUGUUUGAUAUGUUCCGUGUCAUGAUUCUAAUAGAUUAAACUCUUACUGCAGGUCGCAUCAGCACUUCUAUGUUGCGCAUUUGUCUAUGACAUAUUCUGGGUAUUCUUAUCGCCCCUUAUUUUCAAAGAAAGUGUCAUGAUCGCGGUACGUUUUCUAACAUGCGCAUGACUUUAUUUGUUAGGAAUUCGUUUACGACGCCUCCGAGAUUUUUUUUUCAUCUUUUAUAAGAAUUUUUCUAACCGAUAACAUAAUUUUAGUAUACAUUUUAUUUUGCAUUAUAUGUGAUGCCAUCCAGUUGAAGAAAGGAAAUGACUUUGCAACGCCGCUUACUGCGUGUGCAUGCAAAUCAUUUAUCACUCUGUCCUCGUCUUUAUGUUAAGUUUUCACGUGACUGAAGUUCUUGAUGUGUAUUUUAUCAAAUGUCUACUUCUAUUAGGUCAGAGAAGAACUGUGACUUUGUUUUACCCCAGAUUAAAGUUGUUACCCUGUGAUCCCUGUGGUACUUUUUCUUCAGUUCUUUGUGAUAAGAAAAAAAAAGAAGGAAGCUGGUGCAAUUAUCUAUUCGCAGACGUGUUCAGCGUGUCAAUUCUUAGUAAAUAUGUUGCUCUUUGGGUUACCCAAUUUUGCAUUUUCUCAGAGAUAUGGGAUGUUGAUAUCUAUGAAAUAUUUAUACGGAUAGCAGUCUGAGACUGGAAUUUGCGUCUGGCCUUUAUGCAUUCAUACUUUUUAUAAUAAGAAAAAAUCCAAUGUUGCUUUAUUUUUUUUAUCUUUUUAUAUUUUUUAAGAUCUAGUGUUUCCUAAUCUUCCUUGAAUUUUAAAAGUCAACUGCCUCCGACAGUGACUGCUAUUGCUACAGACAAUGUGAGAAUCGAGGUUUCAAUCAUUCUUAUUUGAUCUGUAGGUUGCUCGUGGCGACAAUAGUGGUGGAGAAUCAAUUCCUAUGCUUUUGAAAAUUCCCCGAUUCUUUGAUCCAUGGGGCGGCUAUGAUAUGAUUGGCUUUGGGGACAUCCUCUUUCCCGGUCUACUUGUCGCAUUCAGUUUCAGGUAUCUUUAUCAUUUUCCGAAGCCUUUCAGCUUGAAGGAUCCUUUCAACCUAAAAUUGCCGCUGCAAUGCUCUUCAUAUCGUAGCUUAAAUUUUCUUGUUUCUUGAUAUGUCACGGUAGAUAUUACUUCUGUUGAAAAGAUGCAUACAUACACUCGAGGUAGCUUAGAUGUUUUGAUGGUGCGGAGCAGUAGACCAUCUGUAUCUUAGUUAAUUACAUGUCGCCCCCCCCCCCUGAUGGUAGGUAGGUAGUAUUGGAGGUGAGAGAUUGCCUGCUUUGGGUAGUCGACGUCUUAAUAUUGCCGAUCCCACCGACCACCAUAGCUCGUUUCUUAAUGAACCCAUAGAAAUACAAAGGAUCUAGGGAGAGGAGACUGACUGAUACAAGGGAAAGGAUAAGAUGAGCAUGGUGGGUAGUCAGGCAUGUUGUUGUUGUGCAUCAGAUGCCCAACGAAAGCGAGGCAAAAGUUGUCCCCUGAAGCUUGAAUUAGGCCAUGGAUGACCCCGGUGAAAAUGGGUAUGGCAUUCCGCCCCCGCCCUGAGGGGCCCCAGGUUUCUUAUGUAGCCAUGGCACGAGUAGCUUGCUUUUGCUGUUGGAAGAGCCACGGUCAGAGUGGAUGAGGGGCCCCGGCAGCUGGACUCCUUUGGAUAGAGUUUCUCGAUAUGGCAAAUUCUAUAUAUAUAUAGACAUCGGCUCCCAGCAUACACAAUUCUUUGUCACCUGAUUUCCAUCAGUUCAGCUUCCAACUUUAUAUCUCUUGUACAUGCAGAUAUGACAGGUCGAACAAGAAGGGUCUAUUGAAUGGGUACUUCCUCUGGUUGGCUCUCGGCUAUGCCUUCGGUAGGUACCCGGGGAACCUGAUUCUCCUCCGGUUUUACUUUGUAAUAAUAUCAAUCCAUGAUCUUCUCUGUGUUGCACGUACUUGCAGGUCUCUUCCUCACAUACCUUGCUUUGUUUCUGAUGGACGGCCAUGGCCAGCCGGCGCUGCUCUACCUUGUACCAUGCACUCUAGGUGACGAUUCCCCGCCGCCAAAUCUCUUUCCCUUACUGCCAUGGAGACUGUUUUGAACAUAAAUCCUUUAAAUCUAUUCAGUCGUCUCUAACCCUUUUGUGUGUGUCUCAUCUCAAAUCCGUUUGGCUUUUGUUCCUUAUCUUUUCCAAAUAUUUUUUAUUUCUUUAUUUCUAGAUUAUAGACUACUUCCAUUUAUAAGUUUUAAUUGUAUUUAUUUAUUUUUAUUUAUAAAUUGAAAACAUAUGAGCGCCCCCCCAAAUUCACAUAUAUAACACUCUUCUUGUGGGUGGAAUCAGGUCUUAUCGUCGUGCUGAGCGCUGUGAGGGGGGAGCUCAAGGACAUGUGGCUCUACGAGAAGAAGCCUCCCGGCAGUCUCCCCCCCGGGGAGGCGUGA